Messenger RNA from Scomber scombrus (Atlantic mackerel), 4034 nucleotides. RefSeq names its product ankyrin repeat and SAM domain-containing protein 6-like. The coding region runs from base 251 to 3040 and encodes 929 amino acids. The record is from RefSeq and is a predicted model, not a curated record. Gene Ontology annotation, molecular function: protein binding. The transcript has 18 exons. NCBI's taxonomy places the organism in Eukaryota, Metazoa, Chordata, Actinopteri, Scombriformes, Scombridae. Gene Ontology annotation, cellular component: cytoplasm. Gene Ontology annotation, biological process: innate immune response.
ACCGGGCAAAAGUUGUUUUCUUUAAACACAGAAACGUAUGGCUGACGUGCUAUGAGUGGAAAUGCUUCACAGUGUUCAGUAGUUGGGAGGAAGAUGAGUUAGUGUAACUUUACCUGGAUGUCAGACUUUAUUUUAGUGUGCGUCAUGUCUUCAAACUCAGGCCGACUGACAGAGGGACAGUCCUGUUACCGUCCACCAAACCAACUCAAACUGAAUGGAAACAGAAUAACACUGUAACAACACGGAGGACAUGAAUUUCGGUGUCCCCGCUAGCUCGCUGCUGCUGCUCCGUGCCUGCGAUGAAGGGGAUUAUGAAACGGCCCGGAGCAUCCUGGAGCCCGGAGCCCCGAAGGAGUCCGGGCGGCAGAGCAGGCUGCGGUCAGAAGCGGGGUCGGAGUGCAACGCCGCCGCGGACAUGUUGUCUCUGGUACCGGUGGACUGCACGGACGAGGAGGGUAACACCGCCCUGCAGUUCGCCUCCGCCAGCGGGCAUGAAAACUUGGUGCGCUGUUUGCUACGAAAAGGGGCCUCGGUGGACAGCCGCAAUAACUACGGCUGGACCCCGCUGAUGCAAGCUGCGAGGUUUGGUCACCUGACGGUUGCCCACAUCCUCUUAGAGAACGGAGCAGAGAUCAAUGGGCGAAACAGGAUGGGUGCAAGUGUCCUAACUAUGGCUGCUCGUGGGGGGCACACCCAUGUAGUGAAGCUACUCCUGGAGAGCGGGGCAUACGUCGAUGACUAUGAUCAUCUGGCUGUUGCUGCAGAGGCCGUCUCCAAUGGCAACAACAACAACAGUGCUGCUGGUUUUGGAGGUGGUGAAGGCUGCACAGGAGGAGGCGGCAGAGAAUUCAUGGACAUCACAGCCCUGAUGGUGGCGUCUCAGCACGGCCACGAGGCUGCGGUGCGCCUGCUGCUAGAGUGGGGCUCUGAUGUCAACUUCUGCCAGAAAACCACUGGCUGGGGACCACUGAUGGUGGCCACCCUCAGUGGGAAGGUGGCUGUGGCUCAGCAGCUGGUGGAGCGUGGAGCUGACCCAGACAGAGUCAACGUACUGUCCAAGACGGCUUUUGAGCUCGCCAUGCAGCUAAAACAGAGAGACGUCAAGGCUUAUCUUGACUCCAUCACCACUGUCAGACCACAGACAGACGACGAUAGAAGAAGACCAGACGUGUUCAGUGCUCUCAAGUUGGGAAAUUCCCAGCUAGUCAAAGAGAUCUUGGAGGAGGAUCCCACUCAGGUGAAUUCAUCCAAUCAGGAGGGAGCGUCUCCUCUCAUGAUGGCGGCGGUGAGCGGUCAGUUAGAGGUGGUGCAGCUGAUGGUGGAGAAGAACGCCGAGAUAGACAAACAAGACGGCGUCCACGGGUGGACCGCUUUAAUGCAGGCCACCUAUCACGGUAAUAAAGACAUUGUCAAGUACCUGUUGAGUCAAGGGGCUGACGUCAACCUUCGGGCUAAGAAUGGAUACACGGCCUUUGAUUUGGUCAUGCUGCUGAACGACCCAGACACUGAGCUGGUGCGUCUGUUAGCGUCAGUGUGUAUGCAAGUAGACAAAGAUAAGUCCAAGCGCCGCGGCAGAGCUUCGCUGAACCGCUCCAAAAGCCGACACUCCAUCACCAACGUCCCCGUGCCACCUGACGACAAAGGAGGCCUUAAGUCCUGGUGGAGCAGGAUGUCAAAUCGGUUCCGGAGGCUCAAGUUGACUCACACCCUGAGGCACGGCCUUUCGUCCAAUCGCCUGGCUCCGUUUCCGGACGACUCCGAAACUCCACUGGACGCCACAAUGAAGGCGGAUACGAAGCCCGCCGGAGCGUCGAACGGAGCGUUGGCACCCGCCCCCACCCUGCCAAGCGACAGCACCGCCUGGGCAGUCAAGAGCAAAGAUGCAGGUCUUUGCAGGACAUCUUCAGAAAAGGAGGACUUCCUAAUUACCACAAUGCUCAGAAGUGGCGCCCCGCUGACCCGGCUGCCCAACGACAAGCUGAAAGCGGUGAUCCCUCCCUUCCUGCCUCCGUCCAACUUUGAACCGUGGAACUCAGACCGCUCGCGCCUCCUCAGGGAGGGAAAGAGCGAAGCGCCCCGCCUCCCCAUGCCACCUCAGAGGAAGCUAAACAGCAGCGGGAAUUCAGAUAUUACGUCUAUCAGUCGUGUGGUUAGCAGGUCCAUUAAGUUUCCUAGCAUCAACAAAGGGCCCUCCUCUUCCUCCCCUUCCAACUCUGGUCACUACCACUCCCCGCACUCCUCCGGAGGCUCCAAUGGAGUCGCAGGACUCAAUCGGGACUCUCACAACCGCUCAGGGGGCAGCGCAGACAGCGUUCUCUCCCAGAUAGCAGCCCAAAGGAAGAGAGCAGCGGGCCUGAUAGAUGUGAAGGCUCAAGCUCCAGAGAAACAGCACAGCCAGACGCAGAGCCCGCCUCCACUUCCAGCUUCAGCACCGGGCUUGCCGCUGCCUGACAUCAGCCUCCCCGACAUCCACUCCCACCCCAGCCUGGUGGCCUCCGACAUCCACUCCAGACGGAAGAUAGAUUUGAAGAAGAGACCUCAGUCAGGGAAUUCCUCCACCUCCAAGAGCACUUCACCCACUCUAACCCCGUCUCCUUCCCCAACACCCAAGCCUCCUGCUGGGGCGGGAGACUCUCUGUCUUCAGCCUCGUCACAUCCACGCUCCAAGAGCAGCGGAGGCUCCAGCAGUGGAACCAUCACAGAUGAAGAUGAGCUGUCAAGCAUCUUGAAGAAACUGUCACUGGAGAAAUACCAGCCUAUAUUUGAGGAACAGGAGGUGGACAUGGAGGCUUUCCUGACUCUAACAGACGGAGACCUGAAGGAGCUGGGUAUUAAAACAGACGGACCCAGACAACAGAUCUUGGCGGCCAUAUCGGAGCUCAACGCUGGAAAGGGCCGAGAAAGGCAGAUCCUUCAGGAGACCAUUCAUAACUUCCAGUCUUCCUUCGGUAGCAGCGCCAGUAACCCAAGACAACAAGGACAACCGCGCUCUCCAACUAACUGGAUGAGACACCAGGUUCGUUCGUCCAACAAAAGGUAACCCGGCACCGCCUUUCCAGGAGGUACACCAAAGGUACUUAAAAUAAGAGUGAAAUGCCAGUGACCUGUAGCCAAGGCACGGAUAAUAUGUCUUCUGGACACCAGCUUCCCAGACCACCAGAGGUUGUUGGUACAAGAGAACGCUGCAGCAAAACCACCAACCAGGCCCCUUGAUGAACUGCCUGUAUGGGACCCACCAGGACAACACCGCGUAUAAGUGUUCAUCUUAUGGAUCCUAAUGCAAAGGAAGGGGGGGGUGACUGAGCUGGCUGCUGCUAUUUGGCAUGGUAUUUGUUGCCAUAGUGAUGAUGCGGUUGCCACAUCUACUGCUACAGAGUGGUACUGAAAGAUGAGAUCAAAUACACAGCACAGGAAGAAAGAAAAAGAGAGAGAUAGAGAUUUUUUAUUUUAAUGGAAUGAAUGUGAAAUAAAACAAAUAUGAUGCAAGAGAGAGAUUAUGAAUAUAUCAUAUGAAUAAAGUAGGUAUUAGACUGUGACUGAAACUUUAAAGCAAAAGGGUGCACUGAACUGAGAAAGAGACAUUAGCAAAAGCAGCAUCCAGUCUGCUGCGCCGCCUUUUACUAUAGUGUGUUUGUCUUGAAUUCGUGGACCACUAUGUAAACAGAUGAUUUCUAGUCAGGACUGCGCCGACACGAAUAAAUAAACACGAUGAUGAUGCAAUGAGUAAAUGUUUUUUUUAACCGUUUAACAUCUCGCUGGAUUUGAGAUGAGAAGACGUUGGCAAAAACACUUCAGGAGCGUUUUUAUGAGCGGUAUAAAUUUUGUUUGAAAGAGGUGCAUUGAGCAAUAGUUUCCACUGGGCCUUUUCUGUGUUUUCCCAUCUGGCUCCACCAUUAAACGGGCCGUCUGCAUGCGGACAGAGGGAGCGCUAUAUCAUUCCCAAAUAUCAAUUCCUUGUAAUCCACGUCUUAAAUUCAGAGCAUGGGCAGUGUUCAGGAAGGGUCUGUUUAAAUUUGAGAUUUGAACCAUGAAUC